Messenger RNA from Leucoraja erinaceus (little skate), 2855 nucleotides. It is a transcript of the gene glrbb, whose product is annotated as glycine receptor, beta b. Bases 627 to 2183 code for a protein of 518 amino acids. Gene Ontology annotation, cellular component: postsynaptic membrane; synapse; neuron projection. Gene Ontology annotation, biological process: chemical synaptic transmission; signal transduction; regulation of membrane potential. Lineage: Eukaryota; Metazoa; Chordata; Chondrichthyes; Rajiformes; Rajidae. Gene Ontology annotation, molecular function: transmembrane signaling receptor activity; extracellularly glycine-gated chloride channel activity; neurotransmitter receptor activity. The transcript has 10 exons. The record is from RefSeq and is a predicted model, not a curated record.
ACCAACAUUUUAAUAAAGCUAGUAAUAUUAUCUGUGCUGUAAGGUGCGCGGGAUGCUAUGUUAACGACAUCGCCGAUGAUAAAUUCAGGCCACAAUGUUGACAUUACUUCUAGCCUCAAGGUUUGGUGCAAGGGGAAAGAAAUAAUAUUAAAACGUCCCCAGGGCAAUGCCAUACAGUGUUAAGCAUGAUCGUGCCGCUGGUCAGCACUGUACGGUUGAUGCUUUAGAAUAUAAUUUACAAACCCCUUUGACAAGCAAAGGGCAGGGUACAUGAAUGGCUGAUGUAGAAUCAACGUGUAUGCAUUCCCCCCACCACCCCUACAAGUUAGCAGCGUCCCCACUGCGCAUGUAGCAAGUGCAGACAACGCUCCUCCAUCUUGAGGGACAGUAUCAUCCACAAAAUAUAUUUUAGUAAAACAAUAACAAUAGUGGCUGGCAGAUGUGGUGAAGGCGCAGGCAGCCACUGGAACACUUGACGGCGGCGCGGUGAGCAGGCAGCGGCGGGCUGGAUCUAUAGACCCAGGCGCCAGCCAGCGCUGCGAAAUCAAGGUACAGCAGUCCCCGGGACCUGAAGCGACAUCUCCGUAAAAUAUAGCAAUUGCACCGACAUGCACGAUUAGCAUUGCAUGGGAGCAGCCACUUUGAGAAUGGUGCUGAUCAAGCCGUUCUUUUUCCUUGUCAUCUUCUUGUUUGAGAUUGAUCAAGAUAUGGGCGGUGAAGCAUCUUCGAAGAAGGCAAAAUUAAAGAAAUUAAAGAAGAAGCAACAUCCCUGCCCAUCAGAAUUGUCGGCAGAAGCUCUUGCCCGGGAGUCUAUUAACUCCUCCAGUAACCUCCUCACCAGAUUGCUUCUCACAUAUGACCCACGGAUACGGCCAUAUUUUAAAGACAUUCCAGUUGAAGUACAAGUAAACAUUUUCAUUAACAGUUUUGGCGCAAUCCACGAAACAACUAUGGACUAUCGAGUGAAUAUAUUCCUCAGACAAAGAUGGAAUGAUCCAAGGCUUAAACUUCCAAAUGAUUUCAACGGUUCAGACACACUGACUGUGGAUCCAACUAUGUUCAAAUGCUUGUGGAAGCCAGAUUUAUUUUUUGCAAAUGAAAAGAGUGCAAAUUUUCACGAUGUGACACAGGAAAACAUCCUACUCUUCAUAUUCCGGAACGGUGAUGUGCUGCUCAGCAUGAGGUUGUCAAUAACACUUUCGUGCCUCCUUGAUUUGACUCUGUUUCCCAUGGAUACGCAACGGUGCAAGAUUCAGCUGGAGAGCUUUGGCUACACCACAGAAGACCUCAAGUUCAAUUGGCAAUCUAAGGACCCUGUACAGAUGGAGAAAAUUGCAUUACCACAAUUUGAUGUUAAAGAGGAAGACAUUGAGUAUGGAAACUGCACUAAGUAUUAUUCGGGCACUGGGUAUUACACAUGUGUGGAAGUGAUUUUCACAUUAAGAAGACAGGUUGGAUAUUACAUGAUGGGUGUUUACGCUCCUACUCUUUUGAUUGUUGUCCUUUCAUGGCUCUCAUUUUGGAUCAACCCUGAUGCGAGUGCUGCAAGAGUGCCUUUAGGCAUCUUCUCAGUCCUCAACUUGUCAUCUGAGUGUAUGUCUCUUGCAGCUGAACUGCCCAAGGUCUCUUAUGUGAAAGCCAUGGAUAUCUGGCUGAUUGCGUGCCUCCUGUUUGGAUUUGCAUCUCUUGUGGAAUAUGCAGUUGUGCAGGUUAUGUUGAACAGCCCCAAAAAAAUUGAAGCUGAAAGAGCUCGAAUCCAAAAGAAGCUGAAGGCAAAGGAGCAGGCUAUUGCCUCUGAAGGAAAAGGAGGUGGAAACUGGGUUAAACCUUCCUCUCAGAAUACCGUUAAUGGUACAGAUACUCCCGUUCAUAUUAGCACUUUACAGGUCGCCGAAACAAGGUGCAAAAAGGUUUGCACUUCGAAAUCUGACCUGAGAUCCAAUGACUUCAGCAUUGUUGGAAGCUUGCCCCGUGACUUUGAAUUGUCUAACUAUGACUGCUAUGGAAAACCUAUUCAGGUUAACAACGGCCUUGGGAAGCUUCAGUUAAAGAAUAAUAAGAAGCCUCCACCUCCAAAACCUGUCAUCCCAACUGAAGCGAAGCGGGUCGACCUCUAUGCAAGAGCUUUGUUUCCAUUCUGUUUCCUCUUUUUUAAUGUUAUAUACUGGUCUGCAUAUCUAUGAACAUUCCAUCAUAAUUUUCAUCGCAUGAGAAAUAUCGGAUAACAUUGACUAAUUUCUCAGAAACUCUCAAGUACAAUUUUAGUUUCAUUCUAAAUGUUGGUGAUUAAAUAUUGAUUUGCAACCAGAUGAAUUUAUGUUAUAUUUGAAUGAAAGCAUGAAAUUGCAAUGCAUAUAUACUAACCAAACAAUGCUGUAUGUUGCUGUACAGCACCCAAGCUGCUUUGAAGUUCAUAAAUGAAUGAACUACAUUGUACUCUUCCUCCUAUUCUAAGAAAAACAUGUUUAUGAUAUUGUGAUAGACUAUCUAAGCUGUGUUGCAAAUCUAACAAUACUUUUAUAUAGAUUAUAUAUUAUAUAUAUACAAGCACGCUUAAUGUUUCUAAAAUAUUAAUUUUUGUGUGUAAUAUUGAAAAUUUGACAUCCUUCAAGUUGUAAAUGCAGUUUGCUUUGUCUUGAAAUCAUGUCCCCAGAAUAAAUCCCUCGGUUUUUAAUCAGAAGUGGGUUGUAGUGCAUUACCAUUUGUAAAUGAGAAAAAUCAAGUAUAAACUUCAUUUGAUGUUUAAAUCAACAAAUAUAUUGAGAUUCUGUAUUGCUAAAAUAAAUAUAAAAUGUAUAUCAGUAAUGGCUUUUGUUUUAACAAUGAAUAAUAUAAAUACAUUUAUAUCAUAUAUA